AUGUUCACAUCGGAACGAGUUAUUCCGGUUGCCAUCGUCGUGUUUGCUAUGUUUCUUCAGGCAAGCAUUCACAAGAUCCAUGAAGGCCACGUCGGAGUCUACUACAUUGGUGGAAGGUUGUUGGAUGCGUACACGGAAGCUGGAUACAAUGUCAUGUUCCCAUUUUUCACACGAGUGCAUGAAAUGCAAAUAACAAUUCAGACUGACGAAGUCACAAAUAUUCCUUGUGGAACGCGUGGUGGAGUCAUGAUAACCUUCGAGAAGGUCGAAGUUGUUAACAUCCUCGACAAAAAUCGAGUGAUACAGACUGUGAGAAAUUAUGGGAUCGACUACGACAAAAUUUGGAUUUUUGACAAGAUUCACCAUGAAAUUAAUCAGUUCUGUUCACAGCACACUCUGCAAGACGUCUACAUAGAAAAGUUCGACACUGUGGAUGAUAGAAUCAAAGAGGCAUUGCAGCGAGACUGCAACACUUAUGAUACUGGCAUAAGAAUCAUUGCAGUACGCGUUACAAAACCAAAAAUCCCCGAGAUUGUUCGACGCAAUUACGAGGAGAUGGAAGCACAGAAAACUCAAUACAUGAUCGCAGUUGAACAUCAGAAGGUAGUAGAGAAGCAAGCAGAAACAGAGAGGAGAAGGCUGCAAAUCGAAGCUGAGACUGCUGCUUCUGUUGCAAGCAUUCGGAAGCAGCAAGAAAUUAUGGAGCAAGAAGCCGCAAAGAAUGUCUCUCGUAUCAAGGAUGAGAUGCACAUCGCAAGGGAAAAGGCUUAUGCAGAUGCUGAACAUUACAAACUGCAACAGGAAGCGAUUGCAAAUAGUAAGUUGCUGACUAAAGAGUAUUUGGAGCUCAAACGGGUUCAAGCCAUCAGCAAUCUCUCCAAGAUAUAUUUUGGAAAUUCGAUACCCGCCAUGUUCAGUCCAUUGGAUUUGUCGAACACAAAUAAUAAGAAGUAAACCAACGCCUGCCAGGUAGGGGUCAGAGUUAGGAAUUCGUUCAACUCUGUGCAAUUUAAUAUCAGCAACAAAAGUGAUUUUUACACAAC
Molecule: messenger RNA, 1043 nt
Organism: Guillardia theta CCMP2712
Lineage: Eukaryota; Cryptophyceae; Pyrenomonadales; Geminigeraceae
Exons: 6
Coding region: 1-954 (317 amino acids)
Biological process (GO): SREBP signaling pathway
Cellular component (GO): endoplasmic reticulum; endoplasmic reticulum membrane
Molecular function (GO): cholesterol binding; ubiquitin protein ligase binding
Source: RefSeq, a predicted model, not a curated record